Messenger RNA from Pyrus x bretschneideri (Chinese white pear), 2476 nucleotides. RefSeq names its product pentatricopeptide repeat-containing protein At5g44230. The coding region runs from base 16 to 1971 and encodes 651 amino acids. Gene Ontology annotation, biological process: RNA modification. NCBI's taxonomy places the organism in Eukaryota, Viridiplantae, Streptophyta, Magnoliopsida, Rosales, Rosaceae. Gene Ontology annotation, molecular function: zinc ion binding; RNA binding; protein binding. The record is from RefSeq and is a predicted model, not a curated record. The transcript has a single exon.
GGCUCGGAUAGUCCAAUGCAAAAUCUUUCUCGCAAAUUCUCGACAGUCCCAAUUCACAAGCUUCUACCUUCACAGCUUCACCAGCACAGACCACAUCCGGCCGAAAUCUUCUCGGAGUUUCAGCAGAGGCGGAAGCUCUUGGAGCACAAGCUCGUCGCCGUUCUAGAUGGAUGCGCCGGCCUCCGCCAAGUCAAGGCGGUUCACGGUCACCUCCUCCUCCACGGCCUCGGCCAAUGCUGCUACGUUCUCACUAAGCUCAUCCGCACGCUCACGAAGCUCGACGUCCCCAUGGACACGUAUCCACUCCUAGUCUUCCGACAGGUCAAGUACCCAAACCCGUUUCUCUGGACGGCUAUGAUCCGUGGGUACAGUAUCCAAGGACCUGUUUCGGAAUCGCUGAAUUUUUAUACUUGUAUGAGGAAAUCGGGUGUUGGACCGGUGUCGUUUACGUUCUCCGCGCUUUUUAAGGCCUGUGGGGAUGUGCUUGAUGUGAAUUUGGGGCGGCAGAUUCAUGCCCACACGAUUUUAGUUGGUGGGUUCGUGGUGGAUUUGUAUGUGGGGAACACUAUGAUCGAUAUGUAUGUGAAAUGUGGGUUUUUGGAGUGUGGGCGCAAGGUGUUUGAUGAAAUGCCUGAGAGGGAUGUUGUUUCUUGGACUGAGCUGAUUGUUGCUUAUACCAAGGUUGGGGAUAUGGAAUCAGCCCGGGAGUUGUUUGAGGGGUUGCCUGCAAAAGAUAUGGUGGCGUGGACUGCAAUGGUUAACGGUUAUGCUCAGAAUGCCCAUCCGAGAGAGGCUUUGGAUUGCUUUGAGAGAAUGCAGUGUGCUAGUGUAGGAACUGAUGAGAUUACGUUGGUUGGUCUCAUUUCGGCUUGUGCACAAUUAGGUGCGUCUAAAUAUGCUAAUUGGGUUCGGGACAUUGCUGAGAAAUCCGGUUUUGGGCCUACUGAAAAUGUUCUUGUGGGUUCUGCAUUGAUAGAUAUGUACUCCAAGUGUGGAAGCUUGGAUAAUGCAUUCAAGGUUUUUCAGGGAAUGAAGGAAAGAAACGUAUUUUCUUAUAGCUCAAUGAUUUUGGGGUUUGCAAUGCACGGUCGUGCAAGUGCAGCGAUAGAAUUAUUUCAUGAGAUGUUGACGACGGAGAUAAGACCUAACAAGGUUACUUUUAUAGGGGUGCUGACAGCUUGCAGCCAUGCUGGUAUGGUUGAUCAAGGUCGGCAGUUAUUUGCAACCAUGGAGAAGUACUAUGAUGUUGUUCCAACAGCUGAUCAUUACACUUGCAUGGUAGACCUACUUGGUCGAGCUGGGCGCUUGGAAGAAGCUCUUGAGCUUGUUGAAACAAUGCCAAUAGAUGCCCAUGGAGGCGUGUGGGGAGCUCUACUCGGGGCAUGUCGUACCCAUGGGAAUCCCGACAUUGCUCAGAUUGCUGCUAACCAUCUUUUUGAGCUUGAACGUGAUAGUAUUGGAAACUAUGUAGUGCUCUCGAACAUUUAUGCAUCAGCAGGAAGGUGGGAUGAGGUUUCAAGAGUGAGGAAGUUGAUGAGGGAAAAGGGUCUGAAAAAGAAACCUGCAUAUAGUUGGGUUGAAACAAAGAAAGGCGUAAUUCACGAGUUCUGUGCAGGUGAAACAACCCAUCCAGAGUACACCGAGAUUAAGAAGACGUUGGAGGACCUUCUGGACAGAUUACUGGCUAAUGGCUACCAGCCUAACCUGGAUUCUGCGGCUUAUGCUGUGGGAGAUGAUGAAAAGACGCGUAUAUUAAUGUCUCAUAGUGAAAAGCUAGCUUUAGCGUAUGCAUUACUCAGUACAGAUUCUGUUUCCACCAUUAAGAUUAUGAAGAACAUUAGGAUUUGUGAAGACUGUCAUUCGUUUAUGUGCGGUGCAUCCCAAGUUACGGGGAGGGAGAUUGUCGUGAGAGAUAACAUGAGAUUCCACCACUUCCACAACGGGACAUGCUCUUGCGGAAACUUUUGGUGAUUGAACCUGCAGAUGAAGAUUGUUGGAAGAAGAUUACAGAGCAAUGAUUGAUAAGGCGGAAGGCCAGGUUUCAAGCAAUAUGAUCAUUUAUGGAACACAAUUGGAAAUUAGUCUUGCUCCUUAGGCAAAUGUGACAGCCAAUGCAGUCGAAGUUCAACCAUCAUUUGGAUUUUGGAGCAAAGAUUUUGCUGGUCUGCUGCCGUGGUAUUGGAGGCUUUCACGACGUAACAGAGUUUUGAGAGAUAUAUUAGAAGUACAUGAAGCCUCGAAGACUUGCAGCUAUGACAAUUCAGAACCGUCGCUGGAGCCCUUGGCAUUUCAUUUCACAUACGAAGAAUAUUUGAGUAUCUCCACUCUAUUAUUUUAUGUUAAAAUUUUGUAUCAAUUCAGCCUUUCGGAAUAAGAGAGUUUGUAUGUACAAUUUUGAAACAUCAGCUGAACAAUCGUAUCAUGUAGCAUUGGAAAUUAUCUAUAUACUAAAGCUCAGCAGAAAACCACUGUUCAU